Molecule: messenger RNA, 8574 nt
Organism: Varroa destructor (honeybee mite)
Lineage: Eukaryota; Metazoa; Arthropoda; Arachnida; Mesostigmata; Varroidae
Gene: ck
Product: unconventional myosin-VIIa ck
Cellular component (GO): myosin complex; cytoskeleton
Molecular function (GO): protein binding; cytoskeletal motor activity; ATP binding
Source: RefSeq, a predicted model, not a curated record
CAAAAAAUACCAUCAACACAUCAUAGCCAGCUACAGCACUGCUCGUAGUAAUAUAGUAAUACAUGCGACAACCUGUAAUGAUCCCAGGAUAGAUCUAUAGCGGUGGCAGUAGUCAGCAGUGAUCAUCAUAACAUACCGGAAUAGUGGCACUAACGAAAAUUCACCUUGGUAAGCCCGCCGUUGAUCCGAGCAUUCUGCGUCCUAUGUGAUAAUCUGUUCGAUAUGUCUGUAUAUCAUUGGUACUAUCAUACCAGGUUGAGUUGUUUUUGGUGUAUUUAGGUUCUUCAGAGUUGUGCGGCGGUCUACGGUUCAGGACAUACGGUAUAGGCCGACAUCGAUGGCAUUGAUUGCUUGUUGGUUCCAAUUCGAACCGCUCGCCGUUUUAGCCCGCCCUACUAGACGUCACCCAGACCUUGUGAACGUAAAGGCUACCGUCAAGCAUUAGCACUAGCCUGAACUGUGUACAUACUAUAUAGCCAGAGUGUGUGUAAUAUCUGUUGCUCGACGCUCAGCCAGCAAGAAGAAUCGUUGUUACGACUGAUACAUUUCAUAACGUUUCGUACGGACCCAACGAGACGGAGAAUAAAAAACCCAAGUAGAAGAGAAUACGGGGGAGCAAACGAGUGUAUGUAUGAAUAGCUGUGUAUGUGUACUCAGCAAGUUGAUACGGCAGAAGAAACGCUCUGAUAAAACGUUAACGGUGCGAAUAGGGUCAAAACACGUUUCGGAACUUAAUUUUUGAAACCCGCAUGCAUAUUGAAUCAUUGCUAAAGGAUACUAGUAUUCUCUGACAGGUACAUCAAUACGUGACCUAUCCUAAUCGCAUGGCGACGAGAAUGUUCGUAUCGUCUGUAUGAUCAUAAUGGACCGACACUCCCAAUGGAUACUUCAGCAUCCCUUCUCUUGGAGUGGUCAGCGGCAAACACAAUGAGGCCGUUCAGGGGGCAGCUAGACGCCGUAAAGGUUGUCUCUACUAGAGAAAAGCAAAAAUGUGUGAAGCAUAGAGAAUAGCAAAGGUGUGACAACAGUGUGACGUUAUAUAUAGUGACAGCUUGCCUGCUAUUACAUCGACGGUAAAAGAGGUGUGGCUGAAGUGAUGGGCACGCAGUGGAACGUUCAAGAGUCCACAAAAACGCACAUACCUGCACAUCCAGAGACACAGAUUGUUGCAUGUACACACUGACAAGGAUACCGCUAGCAGCGAAAGAAUGAAGCCAGCUCGAAACAACGACUUCAAGUAACCGCUCGCAACACAGAGUCGGCAAUACGGGGUUCUCGGCCAACAUGGUCAUCGUAACGCAGGGCGACUUCAUCUGGAUCGAACCGUCGACGAAGCGCGAGUUCGAUGUCGCCAUCGGUGCACAGGUCGUCUCCGCAGAAGGUCGUCGGAUACAGGUUCGGGACGAUGACGGACGCGAUACCUGGCUGGCACCUGAACGCCGCAUUAAAGCUAUGCAUCCAACAUCGGUUCAGGGAGUGGAAGACAUGAUCUCCUUGGGCGACCUGCAUGAAGCUGGAAUUCUUCGAAACCUACUCAUUCGAUACAACCACAAUCUAAUAUAUACGUACACUGGAUCAAUUCUGGUGGCCGUUAACCCGUAUCGGAUCCUCCCAAUCUAUACGGCGGAGCAAAUUAAGAUGUACCGGGAACGUAAGAUUGGUGAACUUCCUCCACACAUAUUCGCAAUCGGGGAUAAUGCUUAUGGCAACAUGAAGCGCUUUCAUGUUAAUCAGUGCAUCAUCAUCUCGGGUGAGUCUGGCGCUGGUAAAACGGAAAGUACGAAACUGAUCCUGCAGUAUCUUGCUGCAAUUUCUGGCCAGCACAGUUGGAUCGAGCAACAGAUCCUCGAAGCUAACCCCAUCCUGGAGGCAUUUGGGAACGCCAAAACUAUACGCAACGAUAAUUCUAGUCGCUUCGGAAAGUAUAUUGAUAUCCACUUUAACAUGGGCGGAGUCAUAGAGGGCGCUCGCAUUGAGCAAUACCUGCUUGAAAAGUCGCGAAUCGUUUCACAGGCGUCUGACGAGAGGAAUUAUCACAUAUUUUACUGUAUGCUUGCUGGACUCAGCAGAGAGGAGAAAGAAAAGCUGGACCUUAAUAACUGUUCGAAAUAUGCGUAUCUUACCGGUGGGGGUUCGGUGACGUGUGAAGGACGAAAUGAUGCCCAAGAGUUUAGCGACAUUCGAUCAGCAAUGAAGGUACUAAUGUUUUCUGACGAGGAGAUCUGGGAGAUUAUGAGAAUUCUAGCAGCUGUCUUACACCUUGGCAAUAUCCAAUUCAAGCCUACGUUCGUCGAUAACCUCGAUGCUGUAGAGAUUGUCUGCAGUCCAUCGGUGCAGAGCGCUGCUAGCCUUCUACGGGUUGAAGUAGCUCAACUCGUACAGGCGUUGACAACGAGGACGAUUUUCGCUCAUGGUGACACAGUGGUAUCAAACAUGGGUGUAGAUCAAAGCCGAGACGUACGCGACGCCUUUGUUAAAGGCAUCUAUGGUCGGAUGUUUGUUCAGAUCGUCAACAAGAUCAAUGCAGCAAUAUAUAAGCCGAAACAAUCAACACAACAUUAUCGGACAUCGAUUGGUGUACUUGACAUUUUCGGGUUUGAGAAUUUUAAUGUAAACUCAUUCGAGCAGUUCUGCAUAAAUUACGCAAACGAGAAUCUUCAGCAAUUUUUUGUACAGCACAUAUUCAAGCUAGAGCAAGAAGAGUAUAAUCUCGAAGCUAUCAAUUGGCAACACAUCGAGUUUGUCGAUAAUCAAGAGGCCCUCGACAUGAUCGCCGCUAAACCUAUGAACAUUAUGGCGCUGAUUGAUGAGGAGUCGAAAUUUCCUAAAGGAACCGAUAUGACCCUACUAAAUAAGCUCCACAAGCAGCAUUCAGCCAAUCGAAACUAUCUGAAACCAAAGUCGGAUAUUAGCACUUCGUUUGGGAUGUGCCAUUUCGCCGGCGUGGUUGUCUACGAGACAAAAGGGUUCCUUGAGAAGAAUCGCGAUACGUUUAGCGCAGACCUCAUUCAGUUGAUUCAAAUGAGCGAGAAUCGUUUCAUGCAAAAUCUUUUCAUUAGCGAAGUCAGCAUGGGAACGGAAACGCGUAAGAAAACACCAACGUUGAGUGCGCAGUUCAAGCGCUCGCUAGACUCUCUAAUGAAGGCGCUUAGCCAGUGUCAUCCAUAUUUUAUUCGGUGCAUCAAGCCGAACGAAUUCAAGAAGGCCAAGAUGUUUGAUCGCGAGCUCUGUUGCAAACAGCUUCGCUACUCAGGAAUGAUGGAAACCAUUCGAAUCCGACGGGCCGGUUAUCCUAUCCGACAUACGUUCAGGGAGUUCGUCGAAAGAUACCGAUUUCUCAUUUCGGGGGUUCCCCCGCCGCACAAAGUGGAAUGCAGGCAAGCGGCGUCGAGAAUACUUCGAUCUGUUUUAGGAAAGGCAGACUUUCAGAUUGGGAAGACAAAGGUGUUCUUAAAAGACGCGCAAGAUCUUUUCCUUGAACAGGAACGCGACCGGGUACUCACACGCAAGAUUCUUGUUCUACAAAAAGCCAUUCGUGGAUGGUAUUGGAGACGACGUUUCGUACGGCAGCGCGCAGCUGCCAUUGUGAUCCAACACUGGUGGAAAACCAAGCACCAGAGACGGAUGUUUCUCAAGCAGAUGCGCGGCUUCCAGCGCCUUCAGGCGUUGUGGCGAGGCCGGAUUUUGGCUCGGCGCUUCCAGCUACUUCGCGCGAACGUGGUGGCGCUCCAGGCGCGUUGUCGCGGUGUCCUGGUGAGGAGGGAAGCCGCACGACGGCUUCGAGCGGUCGUCAUAAUUCAAAGCUUCAUUCGAAUGGUUAUCGCUAAAAAACUGUAUCAGCGGAUGCGUGUCGAGCAGAGCGCCCAGUUAGAAGCAAUGCGACUUCGUGACCACGAAGAAAUGAUGCUUGUUCGACAGUAUGGCCCGAAGAAAGCUAAAGAGGUCGCAGAGAAAAAAUACAGGGAGCGGCUAGCCGCAAUCUACAACCGCCAAGUUGAAGAGGAUGUAGAGGUUCGAAAGAUCCUCGAAAUGAAAAAGGCCGCAAUUGCAGACGCUGAAAAACGACAGGACGAGCCACUCGAUGACUCGAAAUUGGUUGAUGUUAUCUUCGACUUCUUGCCUAGAAGUGACUCCGUUAACGAGCAGGCUGCGCCUACCGCAUUUAAAGAUCUGGAAUUACCAAAAGAUGCAAGCAUGAAUCCCGAGCCGGAAGGUUCCAUUCCAUCCGUGCCUCAAGAUCAUACAGAGGACUUGUCACAGUAUACCUUCCAAAAGUUUGCAGCAACCUAUUUUCAAGGCACGCAAAAUCAUAUCUACCAAAAGAAGCCAAUUAAGCAGAGUUUAUUAGCUUUACCCACACACGGCGACACGAUGGCAGCACUCGCUCUAUGGAUUACGAUCUUGCGAUUUAUGGGAGACCUUCCCGAACCAAAAUUUCAUAGCAUCGAUCGAGACAAUUCAUCGGUCAUGUCGAAGGUCACAGCUACACUCGGGCGGAACUUUACCAAGUCUAAAGAUUUUCGAGACGCAAAGGACCUGAUCGAGAACGGCAAUGACAUCGGGGCUAAGGAAACAAUUAAGGCCAAGAAAUCUAUCCGAAAUAGGCUUGUUUCGCUAACGCUGAAACGGAAGAAUAAAAUUACCGAAGAUAUGCGGCGCCACCUACAAGAAGAGGAGUUGGCAGCGGACAGUUAUUCACAAUGGCUAGAGGCGAGGCCGACAUCUAACCUUGAGAAGCUUCACUUCAUUAUCGGGCACGGCAUCCUUCGAGAGGAACUGCGUGAUGAGAUCUACUGCCAGAUAUGCAAGCAACUAACGGGAAAUCAAGAGAAGAACUCGCAUGCACGAGGCUGGGUCUUACUAUCGCUAUGCGUUGGUUGUUUUGCGCCAAGUGAUAAGUUCGUCAAGUAUCUACUUAAUUUCAUUCGUGAGGGCCCACCUGGCUAUGCACCUUAUUGCGAAGAGCGCCUGCGGCGAACGUUCAUGAAUGGUACGCGAGGCCAGCCUCCCUCGUGGCUUGAACUGCAAGCGACGAAGUCUAAGAAACCGCUGAUGCUGCCCAUCACGUUCAUGGAUGGAAAUACCAAAACAUUGCUGGCGGAUUCUGCGACGACGGCGAGAGAGCUCUGCAAUCAAUUAGCCGAUAAAAUCGGUUUACAGGACAGAUUCGGCUUUUCUUUAUACAUCGCCUUAUUCGACAAGGUUAGCUCGCUGGGCAGCGGCGGUGAGCAUGUGAUGGACGCCAUCAGUCAGUGCGAGCAGUACACAAAGGAACAAGGCGCACAGGAGAGAAACGCUCCGUGGAGGCUAUUCUUUAGAAAAGAGAUUUUUGCCCCUUGGCACAACCCCAUGGAGGAUGGUGUUGCGACAAACCUCAUCUACCAACAAGUAAUUCGUGGUGUGAAAUUCGGCGAAUAUAAAUGCGAAAAAGAAGAAGAUCUCGCUAUGUUGACUGCGCAGCAAUUCUAUGUAGAAAAUUUUAAUAGUGCAGACCUCGAGAUUAGCGCGGAACGUGUCCGAAGUAUCAUUCCUGGUUGCAUACCGGACUCCCAUCUUUUGGCCGGCGAACGCGCACUUGAUCGUUGGACCCAUCUUAUCUCGCAGGCUUAUCGGAAGAGCUAUUACUUGAGGGAACGUACGGAGGCGCUCCGUGUGAAGGAGGAUGUCGUGGAUUAUGCUAAGUUCAAAUGGCCUCUACUUUUCUCACGCUUCUACGAGGCCGUUCGACUCGCUGGUCCCCCACUUGCAAAGAACGACGUCAUUGUUGCCAUCAAUUGGACAGGUGUUUACAUUGUUGACGAGAUGGAGCAGGUCCUUCUUGAGCUUUCUUUCCCUGAACUCACGCACAUCGCUAGCCAAAGGAGUAAUCGGCCGUAUCUUGCAGCGUUUUCGGUAACGACGAUUCGUGGUGAGGAGUUCUCAUUUCAGUCGCCAAACGCCGAAGACAUUCGGGAGCUGGUAGACGGAUUCCUCGACGGCCUCAAGCGAAGAUCGAAGUUUGUCAUUGCUCUCCACGACUAUAGGUCAGACGCAGGCGGAUAUUUGACCUUCACACAGGGCGAUCUCAUAGCGUUGGAUGAUGUUGUGAACGGCGAAAAAGUAUUGGAGAGUAACUGGAGCAGCGGACGCAACGAACGGACGGGCGAAAGGGGUGAUUUUGCAACCGAACUCGUCUACGUUUUGCCAGCCGCCAGUAGGCCACCUCAAAGUAUUCUAGCGUUCUUUGCCGCAGACGAAGAAGGUCGACGUCAAUUGCUCAAACGGUACCAGGCCUCACUUAACGGCAGUUCGGCAAUGCCUCUCGAAGGGGAGCGGCCCCACACGCUUGAGGAAUACUCCCUCGAUCAUUUCAGGCCACCGCCGAAGAGGACCCUGACACUAACCCUGUCGUCCGCACGCAAAAGAGACGGUGAACAUCUCUGGAGGCAUUCCAGGGAACCACUAAAACAACCUCUAUUGAAAAAGCUUUUGAACAAGGAAGAAGAGCUCUCUCAAGCGGCCUGUUUGGCCUACAAUGCCCUUAUGAAGUACAUGGGCGACCUUCCAUCGAAGAGAAGUCGCAGUGGAAAUGAAUUAACGGACCAGAUAUUUGAGGCGCCUCUUAAACACGAAAUUCUGCGUGAUGAGAUUUAUUGUCAGAUCAUGAAGCAGUUGACGGACAACAAGAACAGAAUUAGUGAGGAACGCGGUUGGGAAUUGAUGUGGCUAGCCAGUGGUCUGUUUGCCCCUAGCCAGAUUCUUCUAAAGGAGCUGACAGCAUUUCUUCGUACGCGCGCACAUCCUAUCUCCAUCGAUUCUAUGCAGCGGCUUCAAAAAACGCUCAAAGUCGGUCAGAGGAAAUACCCCCCGCACCUUGUCGAAGUUGAAGCGAUCCAACACAAAACGACGCAAAUCUUUCACAAGGUCUAUUUCCCCGACGACACCGACGAAGCUUUCGAGGUUGACUCGGGCACCCGUGCCAAGGACUUCUGCUCGAACAUCGCUCAUCGGCUUAGCCUUCGUUCGCCCGAAGGGUUCUCACUAUUCGUCAAGAUAGCUGAUAAAGUUAUCAGUGUACCGGAAAACGACUUCUUCUUCGAUUUCGUUCGGCAUCUAACCGAUUGGAUACGUAAGGCGCGACCCACGAAAAAUGAUGUCAUCCCUCAGUUCACCUACCAGGUGUUCUUCAUGAAGAAGCUAUGGACGCAUACGGUACCAGGGAAGGAUCGGAACGCCGAUGUAAUCUUCCACUAUCAUCAAGAGUUGCCGAAGCUUCUUCGGGGCUAUCAUAAGUGCAGCAGAGAGGACGCCGCCUACCUGGCUUCUCUCGUGUUCCGAGUUCGUUUCGGAGAUGGGAAGAAUGAACAGCAGGCGAUACCCUCGCUAUUGCGUGAGUUACUCCCACUAGAUUUACUAAAAAGUCAGUCAGCGUCGGAUUGGAAGCGCGCCAUAAUCGCUCAACUAGCACGCCUACCCACAAACAUGACAGCCGAGGAUGCAAAAGUAGCCUUCUUACAGCAUAUCUAUCAGUGGCCAACAUUCGGUUCGGCCUUUUUCGAAGUAAAGCAAACAACGGACACAUCCUUACCGGAUCAGCUUCUGGUUGCCAUUAAUCGACACGGCGUUUCGUUAAUUCAGCCUUCAUCCAAGGACAUUCUUGCUACGCAUCCAUUCACGCGCAUCUCGAAUUGGAGCAGCGGAAACACUUACUUCCACAUGACCAUUGGUAAUCUGGUGCGUGGAAACAAGCUCCUCUGUGAGACGCCAUUGGGUUAUAAAAUGGACGACCUAUUAACAUCGUAUAUCUCGUUGAUGCUUUCAAAUAUGAAUAAGCAGCGAACGGUCAGAGGGGCAAAACAGUAGGUGAUCCAAGACAGAAAAUAUUUUGGAAAGAACGACGCGUUCUUUACACUUGUUCUUCAAGUUGCUGUUCGAGUCCGAGUUAAUCGAGAUCGUCCAUUUCAUCGUUAGCUGGACUCGUUUAUCACUCCUCAGUCUUAAAUCAUUUAUAAUCUGCUCAUAUCAACCUCGCCACCAUAUUAAGUUAUCGAGUCAUUUUUAAGUAUUUGGAUGUUAUUACUACGUGCAAAAUCCGCGCCUGCGUUAAAAAUGGCUAAUUAUGAUUAGUAUAAUUAAAAUUAGCGAUAAUAAUACGGCAGUAGCCAUUUUUUGAUGAAGACGUUACAAAAAAUAACAACUGAAUGCUUAUCGGAAAAAUUGUGUACUUGCGUUAAAGAAUAGUGGAAACUAUUAGUAUAGUUAUUAUUAUUGUUAUUAUUAUUAUCAAUUAAAAUGGACCAGCUCGUGUCGAGCCAGAAAGCCCAGAUUAGCGUAGACCUAAGAUUCUACAUGUAAUAACUGCGAGCUCGUGUUCGAUACUUGCCGCAUAAAAGAGCUAUUUCAAGGUUCAACAAUAAUUGACUUGGAUGACGAUUGGAAUGGAUGAAAUGAGUAAUAGCAGUACGUCGACCACAGUAAUUUAUUGCAUGUGAUACAGGAAUAGAUAACUUUACCUUACAAAUAUAAAUAGAUCGAUACAUUUAUUGAUAUAAGAAUAGAGUUUAACAAUAAAGAUUUCUUAGUACUGUGCGUGUA